This is a messenger RNA of Corylus avellana, 1717 nucleotides long. Its product is annotated as vacuolar-processing enzyme. Gene Ontology annotation, biological process: vacuolar protein processing. NCBI's taxonomy places the organism in Eukaryota, Viridiplantae, Streptophyta, Magnoliopsida, Fagales, Betulaceae. The record is from RefSeq and is a predicted model, not a curated record. Gene Ontology annotation, molecular function: cysteine-type endopeptidase activity.
AGGAUAUAUCUCCCCCCUCUCUCUCAAUUUCGGAAUCUCCGACUCCAACCAAUCAGAAAGCCGUAGCUCACCACCAUGAUUCGCAUACCCUCCGUCGUCGUCGUCGUCGUCCUCUUCCUCCUUGGUCUCUCCGGUUCCACCUCGGCCAGUAGAGACUAUAUCCGGUUGCCCUCAGAAGCUUCGAGAUUCUUCGGCAGAGGUGAUGGGGAUGUUCUUGAUAACGAUGACGGGACAUCGGGUACCAGAUGGGCGGUUCUGAUUGCCGGAUCGAAUGGCUACUGGAAUUACAGGCAUCAGGCUGAUAUUUGUCAUGCUUAUCAACUCUUGAGGCAAGGUGGAUUGAAAGAGGAAAACAUUAUUGUUUUCAUGUAUGACGACAUUGCUUUAAAUGAAGAGAACCCUAGGCCUGGAGUAAUCAUUAAUAGCCCGCAUGGCAGUGACGUGUAUCAAGGAGUGCCAAAGGAUUAUACUGGGGAAGAUGUUACUGUUGAGAACUUUUUUGCCGUUAUCCUUGGAAAUAGAACUGCUCUUACAGGAGGCAGUGGGAAGGUUGUGGAUAGCGGUCCCAACGAUCAUAUUUUCAUAUACUAUAGUGAUCAUGGGGGCCCUGGAGUGCUUGGGAUGCCUACCAAUCCUUACCUCUACGCUGGAGACCUAAUAGAAGUCUUGAAGAAAAAGCACGCAUCUGGGACCUAUAAAAGCUUGGUAUUUUAUCUUGAAGCCUGUGAAUCUGGAAGCAUCUUUGAGGGUCUUCUUCCAGAAGGUUUGAAUAUCUAUGCAACAACAGCAUCAAAUGCUGAAGAGAGCAGCUGGGGAACUUAUUGCCCUGGAGAGAUUCCUAGUCCUCCCCCAGAAUAUGAAACUUGUCUGGGUGACUUGUAUAGUGUUGCUUGGAUGGAAGACAGUGACGUACACAAUCUGCAGACAGAAACUUUGCGCCAGCAGUAUGAACUGGUCAAAACGAGGACAGCAAAUGACAAUUCUGCUUAUGGCUCUCAUGUCAUGCAAUAUGGUGAUAUAGGUCUUAGCAAGAACAAUCUUGACCUGUAUUUGGGUACAAAUCCUGCGAAUGACAACUACACUUUUGUGGAGGAGAACUUCUUGAGGCCACGUACAAAAUCUGCAACCAACCAGCGAGAUGCUGAUCUUGUCCAUUUCUGGGAUAAGUUCCUCAAGGCUCCAGAAGGCUCUCCUAGGAAAGUUGAAGCUCAGAAGCAGUUUUUUGAAGCAAUGGCACAUAGAAUGCAUAUAGAUCAGAGCGUGAAACAUAUCGGGAAGCUCCUAUUUGGAAUCGGGAAAGGUCCAGAGGUGCUCAACAUUGUUCGACCUGCUGGGGAGCCACUUGUUGAUGAUUGGGACUGCCUUAAGACGCUGGUGAGGAGUUUUGAGACACAUUGUGGAUCCCUAUCACAAUAUGGGAUGAAACACAUGAGGUCCUUUGCCAACAUCUGCAACGCUGGGAUUGUGAAGGAGCAGAUGGCUGAGGCAUCUGCUCAAGCUUGUGUCCGAGUUCCUUCUGGGCCUUGGAGCUCUCUGGAGAAGGGAUUCAGUGCAUGAUUGAUGCAUACAUAAUCUGCAACUUGAAAGAUCACUUGAUAUGUGGUUGUCUAUAUUUAUAUAUUUUAAAAAUGGCUCUUAUGAUUGCCUCCGUAAAUAUGUUCUGUAAUGAAAUUACAUGCUUUAAUUGUAAGUAAUAUGACAGUGCUUGUUAUGGUUU